Messenger RNA from Helianthus annuus (common sunflower), 6894 nucleotides. RefSeq lists its product as uncharacterized. The record is from RefSeq and is a predicted model, not a curated record. The transcript is spliced from 9 exons. The coding region runs from base 1 to 6894 and encodes 2297 amino acids. NCBI's taxonomy places the organism in Eukaryota, Viridiplantae, Streptophyta, Magnoliopsida, Asterales, Asteraceae.
AUGAGGAGGUUAAGCAUUGAAAAAGAUAAUGAAGAAUUGACUGAAAAACUUGCUGAUGCGUUGCCACACGAGACUUGGGGCGCUUAUCUCAUGAUGCUAAAGAACAAGAAAGGGUUCAGUAAUCUGACACUUAGCAAAUUUAUUGAAAAGAUUGAAGCUCAGGAGAUGGAACAGAGAAAGAUCUCCAGGAUGAAAGACUUCGAUGGUGAACAAGACAUCGGGCUUUACUACAAAGCAGGAUUAAAUGUCAAAACCACAAAUUUUUCUUCAAAGGUUGAAACUGCUUACAAUGCAAAGAAUUCAUCCGGAAGUUCUUCAACAGGAUCAAGCAGCAAAACAAGUUUCUCAUCAUAUUCUUCAUUUGAUCCAAAUUUGACAGUGACAAAGAGUGUUUCUCAAUCAUCAAGUCAACAAGAACCACAGGUUGCUCAUGGGAGGAAAGUGAUUGAAGAUUCUUCAAAAAGAGCAUGCUUGGUGGAUCACGAUGAGAAAAAGUCAUCAACAAAUUUCAAUUGGGAUAAGUAUAUUUCAGCUGAUGGCAAAGCAUUGGUAAUAGAUCAAGAUGAUGAGAAGAUGCCUGAAGGUUUUACCUGGGAAAACUUCAGCUGGGAUGACUAUUGUCCAGACAAAGAAGUGUUAAAAGCUCACUCAGCGUUUGUUGCUAGAAUAGAAGAAGAUAGUGAUGAUGAUGUAAAUGAGUAUUAUGCCAAAAGAAUGGCACAACAUCUGAAGAUGAUGGCUGAAAGAACAUUCAAAAUGGAUGACAUAUUCACAAACCCUUUUAGUGAUAUGUAUGGUUUCACUGUAAGCUCAGGAGGAUCAGGAAAUCCAGAAAAUGAUGAUUCUACAUCAAACAAUACCAACACAAAUCAAAUCAAAGAGAAAAGGAAGGAAGCAUGGGAAUCAGAAAGCGCAUUUGGAACUUUUAAUCGUCCUCCAAAGUUAAUGGCUAUUGAAGAUUAUACAAGAUGGGCAAUAAAAUUUGAAGAAUGGCUGAUGGCGUUUGCUUUCCCCAGCUGGAAAAGCAUGAAAAAUGGGUAUGCUGCGGGUAAAAACAAUGGUGAAGUAUUGAGAAGUAAUGAAGAGAUUGAUCUAUUCGUUGCUGAACAGAAAUGUGUAGCACUACUAUUUCAAUCUGUCAGGGAAGAUAUUAUUUCACUAAUCAGCUACACCAACGCCAAAGAUUUGUGGGAUAAACUGGGAAAGAAAUGUCUGGGAAGUAAAGAAAUCUUAAAGAACAAAACUAAACUACUAAAAAAGGAGUUUGAUAUGUUCAGUUGUUUCAAAAAUGAGUCAGUCUGCAAGAUGAUCGAACGUUUUGGUCAUCUUAAAUUGGAACUUGCACGUCAUGAUAUCAAAUAUCCUGAUGAGGAGAUAGUUGAUAAACUGUUCGAUUCUUUACCAGAUGAAAUGGACUGGAGGUACUAUGCUUUGAUGUUGAAAAACACCAUUCCGCCAGAAGAACUAAAACCAGAUGUAGUGAUUGAACGACUGGAAAGCCAUGAGCUAGAAUUGAAGAAAACGUACAAAGUCAAUCAUUCAUAUCAACAAAAUCCAGAACUAUACUAUCCCAAAAGUUUGAUGCCCAAGGCCUCAUCACCGAAAACUGCAUUUUCUGUCGAAAACAUAUCUCCAGCUCCUAAAGAAAAUCAAAGCAACUCAAACAAAGAAAGUCACAGUGGAUAUCAUAGUGGGUCUACUUCUAUUCCUACUGCCUCGACAAAUCGUUCUGAUUCAAAGUUCUCAUGUAAUAUUGCUGUUGAUCUGAAGAAUGCACAAAACUUUGAUGAAGAAUCUGUGAAACAACAGAUGGUGUUUCUAGCAUCUAAAGGCCACUUCAAACGAGAAUGCCGAAAUGCAUAUGUUGAAGAAUCUGAGAAUCCAUUCAAGGAUGACUACUACAAGAAAGCUAUCUAUCAUCAGAAUAAGUCCGAACCGCCAAGAAUAAAGCAAUCUGAAGACAACAAAGGAAAAUCUAGAGCUUUGGCAGUGAUUUACGAUGAUGAAGGAUAUGAUUGGAGUAAGGAAGUAUUACCUGAAGAUGAUGCUAUUGGUUAUGCUUUCAUGGCGAGUCAUAAUGAACCAAUUCAAUGGAAGGAUAAUCGUACAGAACAACAAAAGUACGAAUAUCGAAAAAUGGUUGCUGAAGCAAAGAUCAUCCGACUCUCAGGUGUUUAUGAGGAAGCAAAACGUGCAAACCGAUGGGAUCCAGAUAGAGAGUGUUAUUUGGAUGAAUAUGGUAACAUUGCUGUCGACUACAAGAAGAUAGACAUUGAAGCCAUUAUCCAAGAAUACAAAGAAGAGGAUGAGUACUGGCAACACAAAUGGUGGGGUACACCAACAUCGAAAAUGAUCGAGGAAGAAAGAGAGAAAGAAAGAAGAGAAAAGGAGAAGAUAGAAGAACCUAUGAAAAUUGACACCGGGUUGAUCAAUACUGCACAGGAGAUGACAGCUGAAAACUUGAGAGAAAUGGCUGAUAAAGUGCUUGCUGUCAAAGCACUUGAGGUAGAUUCUACUUCCAAUUCUGAGUCAAAGAAACAGGUCAGUCAAACUAAGUCAUCAACUGAGUCAGUGGUUGAUGGAAUUGUUAGCGUUGAUGCAGAAACCACUGUGGAUGAUGAUGAUAAACAAUCUGCAAUGGGACGAGGAAAAGACACUAACAAAGGACACAAUGUUCCAUCUGCAAUUGAUGAGGUCUCUACAAAAGGAACAGAAGCAGAAAAAAUGGCUGAGUGCUUAAGAAAAAGCAGAAUUGCUAAGGCAUUGUCUGAUACAACAAUAGUUUAUGAAUCUCAUGUUAGAAGAUUCUGGGACACUGCAAGGUUUGAAGAAAAGGAUAAUAAAAUUCAUGCAGUAGUCAAGAAGAAAGAUGAAAACAACAAGGAUAUUGAUGUUGAAGUAGUGUUUGGAGUAGAGGACAUAAGAAGGGUUCUUGAUUUACAAGAUUCUGACAAUGAUCCAACGAUCAUGUCAGAACGUCUUGCUAAAGGGCUAUGGUGUAGAUUGGGAUUUUCUUCACACAUCAACGGAAAAAUGUUCAAAAGGAGUUUCUCGAAACAAUACAGAUACUUAAUGCAUUGCUUAGUGCAUUCCCUAUCUCACAGAAAGGGAGCCUAUGAUGAGGUGUCUGACUACAUAAUGAACAUUGUUGUUAAAAAUUGCUUAGCCGGGAAAGACAAAUACAUUAUGUACCCAAGAUUCAUUAUGAUGAUCUUGGAUGACAAAGUUAAGGAUUUGCCAAAGAAUAAUGAUGAUAUUAUGGCAAUGGCUGAAGUGAAUAAGACUGCUAUUCUGAGAAUCACAAAGGAGAAGGAUGCUAAAACAAAAGAGUUGAUCUGUGCAUUAAAGGAUGAAGCAUACGUAGCUCCUGAAAAUGAUAGAUGGAGACAUGAUAAUAGUGAUUCAGACAAUGAAGACAAUAAGAUGAAUGAUUUGAUUGAAAAGAAAACCAGAUGGUGGUGUAUCAAAGAUGGAAAGAGAAAGAGGACACCAAAGUCGACCCCUGUGGUAGUAAUUAAAGAAACAGCAAAGGGGUCUUCUGAAGAACCUCAAAGAAAGCUAAUUGAUGAACCUGUCAUAGAACCGAGGGAGGUGAUUGAUCAAAGUGUUGGUUUAGAAGAGACUUUGGAAAGCUAUUUUAAAAAGCAUGAAGAGGCUGAACAAGCACAAGCUCAAAAGAAAGUUGGUCAAGAAGAGGAAGCUCAAAAGAACUCCAGUAAUGAAGAUUCAGAAGAAACUUUAUCUGAAUCUGAACUGGUCAAAGAGACAGUGGGAAAAGGAAAGGUACAACUGAAGAAAAGACCUUUAAAGAAAAGAAAGAAUUCUGAAGAUGAAGAUUCACCGUACAAUCCUGAGGAUUCCCAGAAAAACAGAAAGAAAAGAAAAGCUACUCGCACCGGUGAUAUUCCAAGAGUGGUUAGAGCAAAGAAACAGAAUGCUAAAUCACAAAAAGAAAAGGAAGGAAAGAAGAAACAGGACACUGCUGAAACUAGUCCUGUAGUUGAGAUACCAAAAGAAGUUCCUUUAACAGAAAUUCCAAUAGAAACACAAACUUCUUAUGAUGAUUAUGUGGAGAUCACCGGAGUCAAAUCUGCUAAACAAACAUCUGAUCGUCAUGAUAUUCCAGAAUCAUCACAACGAAAGACAGAUUAUUUCAACCUAGAUUUUGAUAGCCUUGGUGGUGCUACUGGAGAUUUCUUUAAAGAUAUGCCAGAGAGUGAAGGAGACUUAUUUCAUGAUAAAAAGAUGAAAGAAUUGGAAGAAAAAGUUAAAGCCUUGGAAAAGGAAAAGGAAGAAAACGAAGCUGUACAAAUAAAGUUGAAGGAAAUGAUUGAUGAGUUGGAGAAACGGCACGAAGACGUAAUGGAUGCAGUGUUUACAAAAGAUGAGAAAUUGAAUGAAAUGAAGGAAGAUAUAAAAGAUAAUGCAGAACUUAUUAGCGCACUUACUGAUGAAAUUGCUGCAUUGAACGCCAAAGUCAAAGACUUGCAGAAUAUCAAUCAGACUUUGAAUCAACUCUUAAAUGAGAUGAAUGAAGCUUCGACAAAUGAAAUGAAGGCAAUGAAGCUAGAGAUGGAAGCCAUGAGAGCAGAUAAGGUGAUGAAAGAUAAGCAACUAGAAAUGCUUACGGCUGUGAUUGAAGCACAUCUGAAGGUGAACAUCCACGAGGCUUUUGAACAAGUUGACAUUAUCAAGGCAAAUGAAAGAAGGAAAGAAAGAGAAAGACAGCUUGCUGAAGAAGCUAACCUGAAAAAUAAAGGCAUAGCAGAAGAAGUUGAAGUUGUUGGAUCUUCACAAAAUCAACUUGAGGUAGGUGGAUCAUCUUCUCAACCAGAAAUUGAAAUGGUGGAUGCUCAAGAUGUUACAGUAAAUGAUGAAGAAAUGGUGGAAGCAGAAAAUGAAGCAGUUCAUGAACCAGAGUUUAUUAUGGUUGGUGAAUCUGUAGAGCCUAUUAUUCCGGAGAAUGUUUUGAGAGACGUUCAAAUCAUACAAAGAAAGAAAAAGGCUAAAGAAGUAUUACUACUGGAGUACUCUACCGACAAGUUUGUAUUAGUUGGAAAAGCCUAUAGAGUGCCCUAUAGUGAAGAAGAAUCUGCCAAGCUGUUAAGAUUUUUUGAAUUAAAGGAUCAAGGGAAGAUAGCUAGAGGAGAAGUGGAAGAAGAAUCUGAUAGUGAUUUUUGGGAGGAAGAAGAUGAAGAUGAUGAUAAAGAUGAUAAAGCAGACGAUAAAUCCGAUGAUGAUGAUAAGCCUGAUGAUGAUGAUGAUGAUCAAGGCACAUCGGGUUUGCUAAUCAAUGAUCCAUCUGUUCAAGAUAAAGUAAAUGAACUCAUGAAUGAUGAAGUGAAUGAACAGAAUGAUGAUGCAGAGUGUGAAGGGUCAUCUUCUGGAAACCAAUCCGGUGAUCAGGUACAUCAACUCACAUCUACUUUUAUUUCUCUUUCUGAAUAUCAUCAAGGAGAAGUAGAUAUUAUUAGAACAAGAGCUGAAAUGCUUGAGGAGUUGGGGUUAGAAGAUGGGAAGUUUAAAUUUGAUAUCGAAGAUGAAAUCCCAGAGUCUCCGAUUAAAAACUUUGAACCACAAUUUCCACUUGAAGCAGAAUUUUAUGAUAAUGUGACCAUAGAGACUGAUUCAGAUUCGGAAGAAGAAAGAAUAGAUUUUCACUAUGAAGGUGAAGACAUGGCAUUUCCUACAUUCACAGAGUUAUUUGAAGACAUGAAUGCAGAAUUAUUGAAAAGAAAAAUUGAAGAAAGAGUUGCAUCUGCUGAUAUGCCUGAACCAGUUCCAAGAGAAAUUUCUGCUGAAGAGAGAAAGAAAUGGUUCAGAUCAAUGCCAAAGGAAAGAAAGCCUCUUAGAGCCCUACAGUAUUUUACUCAUGAUAAAGACUUAUCUUGGGGUGAUAUUCUUUCUUGGGGGUAUCUGGAAGACUUGAAUGUUUAUGCAAUUCGAAGAGAGCAAGGUGUUCAAUACUUCAGGUGCAUUUCUGAUCUUGCUACCUUACCUUGGUGGGACGUAGAUGAAUUGGUGGUUACAAAGAAUAUUAAACAACUCUACUACGGUCCUGAAGUAAAACAGAGAGACCAGAAGCUGUGGAAUUACAUCAAGUAUCAAGCAACGAUCAAUUAUCCAGAUUGGAAACCACAGUUUCCUAAAAGAAUUGUGAAGUUUACAGCUAAAGGUGAGAAGGACGUUACUCUUGAUGUCAAACCGCCAAAAUGUUUGAAGAGCAUGCCUUUAAGGGCUAUUGAGCAGGAUUUCUAUGAUUUAUUUCAAGCAUGGCUCUAUAAUCCUUCUACUGCUGAAGCUGUGAUCUCUUUGUACGAUAAAGACACUGGUGAAGCUAGGAAAAUUUGUAUUCUAGACCCGAUGUGGCUGGUAAAUUGCUCAAAGAAAGACAUAGAUUGCUUGUUUGUCAACAAGAUAAUCUAUGACAAGAAAGACAAAGCCAUUGCUCAGCAGUACCAGAGUGUAGUUGAUGUCUGUUUUGCUAAAGAAAUCAACUCUGGUAAGAACUGGAAAACCUCAUGGAGAGAACUAGAGGUUGAUGAGUUUCUAAAGAUGUACAAGAGAAGUUUAAGAUCCAAGGAAAUUCAGAGAAAAGCUGUUGAAAGAGGAAGACGAAAUCUUGGAUUUGUACCUCCUACUGAUCAGACACCCAUAGAGUCUGAAGAGAACAAGAUCCCUAAGUGGGACAGAAAAAGAGAUGGAGAUCCAGUGUACAGAAAUUGGUGGAUAACAGAGGGAAGACAUAAGAGAAGACAAAUGUUAGCUGAACGAGAAGAGAAGAGAAAACAAAAGGCACGAGAUAGAAGACGCAACAGGAGACUAUUGAACAUGGAAAUCAUAUGUCUUUCUGUAUCUGUAUAUGAUUUGCUGGAUUCCGCACAGCAAUCAUAG